Messenger RNA from Penicillium antarcticum, 954 nucleotides. RefSeq names its product prephenate dehydratase PHA2. The coding region runs from base 1 to 954 and encodes 317 amino acids. Gene Ontology annotation, cellular component: cytoplasm. The transcript has 2 exons. Lineage: Eukaryota; Fungi; Ascomycota; Eurotiomycetes; Eurotiales; Aspergillaceae. The record is from RefSeq and is a predicted model, not a curated record. Gene Ontology annotation, biological process: L-phenylalanine biosynthetic process. Gene Ontology annotation, molecular function: prephenate dehydratase activity; chorismate mutase activity.
AUGACUCGCUUGAGGGUAGCCUUUCUUGGGCCAUUGGCGUCGUUUUCGCAUCAGGCCACUGCGGAAUCCUUUGGCAAGAUCUCGGCAGAUCUGCUGCCUCAUGCUUCUUUUGCAGAGGCUUUUGCCGCUCUUCAGCAGAAGACCGUCGACUACGCCGUGAUUCCGUGCGAGAAUUCCACCAAUGGAUCUGUGGUGCAGACGCUAGAUCUCUUGGCAGAUCGGGAUGAUUCAUAUAAAGAUGUGAAGGUGUGUGGGGAAUAUUACCUCACAGUCCACCAUUGUCUCCUCGCACGCAAAGGCACAUAUCCCGGCGGCUGGGCCGGCUACGAUGGCUCAAUCACCAAGCUAUAUACACACCCGCAGGCCUGGGGUCAGUGUGAGACUUUCCUCUCUCGGUAUUUCAAGGGCGUCGAGAGGCAAGAUGUUUCAUCCACGUCCAAGGGUGCUGAGAUUGUUUCCAAGGAGACCGAGGAGAAGGGCGGUGCCAUUGCCAGUCGCUUUGCAGCAGAGCACCAUGGAGUGGACAUACUCCAGGAAAACAUCGAGGACCGUGCCGACAACACCACUCGCUUCCUUAUCUUGAGAAAUGUCUUUUCUGAGCGCACAGCUCAGCUGGAAUUUGAGCAACCGAACCCACCCACACUAGACCAGAAGCCUGCUCUUGACACCACGCACAAGACCUUGAUCUCUUUCACCAUUGAUCAUACGUCGGCCGGUGCAUUGGCGAAUGCUUUGAUCAUCUUCAAGAGCCAUGGUCUGAACCUCACAAGUAUCAACACAAGGCCAAGUCUAAAGAAACCGUGGCAAUACAUCUUCUUUGUUGAGUGCGGAAGAACUCCUUCAGAUGAGAACAAGGACGCUGUCCACAAGGCUCUCAAUGACCUCCGACAAGUCACAGAAACAUGCAAGGACCUAGGCACUUGGAAGGAUCAACUGAGCGGGAGCAAUUUUUGA